This is a messenger RNA of Aaosphaeria arxii CBS 175.79, 663 nucleotides long. RefSeq names its product ras-domain-containing protein. Lineage: Eukaryota; Fungi; Ascomycota; Dothideomycetes; Pleosporales. Gene Ontology annotation, molecular function: GTP binding; GTPase activity. The record is from RefSeq and is a predicted model, not a curated record. The coding region runs from base 1 to 663 and encodes 220 amino acids. The transcript is spliced from 5 exons.
AUGUCCGCAAGAGUACAACAAGGCGGUCGGCCUGGAGGAUCUCGAUUUGCACAGUUUAAAUUAGUUCUCCUCGGAGAAUCCGCUGUUGGCAAGUCGUCCCUAGUCCUCCGUUUCGUUAAAGACCAAUUCGAUGACUACCGGGAGUCUACCAUCGGAGCCGCUUUCCUGACCCAGACCAUCGCUCUCGAUGAAUCCACGACCGUCAAAUUCGAGAUCUGGGAUACUGCAGGACAGGAGCGUUACAAGUCUCUGGCCCCAAUGUACUACAGAAACGCAAACUGCGCUGUAGUCGUCUAUGAUAUUACUCAAGCCUCGUCCCUGGAUAAGGCAAAGGCCUGGGUGAAGGAGCUUCAACGUCAAGCUAAUGAGAACAUAAUCAUUGCCCUUGCCGGGAACAAGCUCGAUCUCGUAACCGAGUCACCCGACAAGCGCGCAAUUCCCACCGCCGACGCCGAACAGUACGCCAGGGAAGCCGGACUGCUUUUCUUCGAGACCUCUGCAAAGACCAGCGAAAAUGUGCGAGACCUGUUUACCGCGAUCGCAAAGAAGUUGCCACUCGACCAGGCAGGUCCAAGAAAUUUGCGACCCGGUCAACAACGACAGGGAGUCAAUCUCAGGCCGGAAGCCAAUCAAACCCAAGGACCUGGAGGCUGCAACUGCUAG